GUAACAUUCAACGCGGCUUUCAGUUUGGAUUCAAUGUUCUGUUGAAAAUAAUUGCAGCUCAAUUCUUCCAUACGGGCAUUAGCCAAAAUAGGAAGGAAGAAUUCAAAUAAAAUUCGCAUCAUAUUUUGGACCAGAGUUCAAAGAGUGGUCUUUUUCCGUUCCUUUGUAUCUUUACUUGCAAGAUUACUACUUUUUAAUAAGAGGGACGAAAUAAUGAGCUAAGCAAAGUAGACUAUUUUGAAUGAACUGAAACGUUUAUGGUUAGGAAGCAGGUGGAAAGAGGGGAAUUGGGCGAUUAAUGGCAAGUGUAACUACAGAGGACCUUGGAGUUGACGAUAUAUAUGAGGAGCAGAUUACUAAGAAGGAUAGUAUUGGUGCCUUAGGGAGGGAAGAAGUAGAGAAAGAGAAGGAUCAAAUGAAUCGGUCUACAUCUCGUCCUCAGCUUGACCUUAGUGGAGCUGCAAUUCAGGGGAAUUUUGAGGAAAGGGAUCCUACAAUUCUGUUGCCUAACCAGUCAGAUGAUAUAUUCCAUUUAGCUUUGGACAUUGGAGGUUCUCUUAUCAAGCUGGUGUACUUUUCAAGACACGAGGGUUGUCAAGUGGAUGACAAGAGAAAGAGGAAAGUCAAGGAGAGGUUUGGUGUUUCUAAUGGUAACAGAAGGACCUAUCCCAUCCUUGGAGGAAGGCUUCAUUUCGUGAAAUUUGAGACAUCAAAGAUUAAUGAGUGCAUGGAUUUUAUCUCUUCCAAACAGCUACAUUGUGGUGGGUUGGAUACUCCCCGUUGGCGUUCAGAGGCUCCUCACAAUGAGAAUACAAUAAUCAAGGCUACAGGUGGCGGGGCAUACAAGUUUGCUGAUCUUUUCAAGGAAAGGCUUGGAGUGAGCAUAGAAAAAGAAGAUGAAAUGAAUUGCCUUGUAGCUGGAGCGAACUUCCUACUCAAGGCUAUUCGUCAUGAAGCGUUUACACAUAUGGAAGGUCAUAAAGAGUUUGUGCAGAUAGAUCAGAAUGAUUUGUUUCCCUAUCUUCUCGUCAAUAUUGGUUCUGGUGUUAGUAUGAUCAAGGUUGAUGGGGAAGGGAAGUUUCAGAGGGUCAGUGGAACAAAUGUUGGUGGUGGCACAUAUUGGGGAUUGGGAAGACUAUUAACAAAGUGCAAGAGUUUUGAUGAAUUGCUGGAGCUGAGUCAGCGUGGAGACAACAGAACCAUAGAUAUGCUUGUUGGUGAUAUCUAUGGUGGAAUGGAUUACUCAAAGAUCGGUCUGUCAGCUUCAACAAUUGCUUCAAGUUUUGGCAAAGCCAUUUCAGAAAACAAGGAGCUUGAAGAUUACAGACCUGAAGAUAUAUCUUUGUCUCUCUUGCGUAUGAUUUCAUAUAAUAUUGGCCAGAUAUCUUAUUUGAAUGCCCUGCGUUAUGGUCUCAAGCGAAUAUUUUUUGGAGGUUUUUUUAUACGUGGUCAUGCAUACACUAUGGACACAAUUUCGUUUGCGGUUCAUUUCUGGUCCAAGGGUGAUGCUAAAGCUAUGUUUUUACGACAUGAAGGCUUUCUGGGUGCUUUAGGUGCAUUUAUGAGCUAUGAAAAACAUGGUUUGGAUGACCUAAUGGUCCACCAGUUGGUUGAAAGGUUCCCAAUGGGUGCACCGUAUCUGGGGGGGAAUAUUCAUGGUCCACCACUAGGGGAUUUGAAUGAGAAGAUAUCGUGGAUGGAAAAAUUUGUUCAGAAGGGAACUGAAAUUAUUGCUCCUGUUCCGAUGGCUCCACCAGGAACUACAGGGCUUGGAGGCUUUGAAGCUCCAUCAUCUAAAGGAGCUCUUCGCCCUGAUGCGAGCGAAUUAAAUGUUGGUGUCCUUCAUCUUGUCCCAACCUUGGAGGUUUUUCCAAUCUUGGCUGACCCAAAAAUAUAUGAGCCUAACACUGUAGACCUCUCGGAUCGCAGUGAGCUAGAGUACUGGUUGACUGUAUUAUCUGAACAUCUGCCAGACCUCGUUGAUAAGGCAGUGGCAAGUGAGGGUGGCACUGAAGAUUCCAAAAGAAGGGGCGAUGCAUUUGCACGUGCUUUUUCCGCACAUUUGGCAAGGUUGAUGGAGGAGCCUUCUGCAUAUGGUAAGCUAGGACUGGCCAACCUUUUGGAAUUGCGAGAAGAGUGCCUGAGAGAGUUUCAUUUCUUCGAUGCCUACAGAAGCAUUAAACAAAGGGAGAAUGAAGCAUCACUUGCCGUUUUACCUGAUCUUCUGAUGGAGCUUGACAGCAUGAGUGAGGAAACCAGACUACUUACCCUAAUUGAAGGUGUGCUUGCUGCAAACAUCUUUGAUUGGGGAUCACGUGCUUGUGUUGAUCUUUAUCACAAAGGAACAAUCAUUGAAAUAUAUAGAAUGAGCCGCAACAAGAUGCAGAGACCAUGGCGGGUGGAUGAUUUUGAUGCUUUCAAGGAGAGAAUGUUAGGGUGUGGAGAGAAGAAACUGCCACAGCCUCCUCAUAAAAGGGCUUUGCUUUUUGUGGACAACUCAGGUGCUGAUAUUGUUCUCGGAAUGCUUCCACUUGCACGAGAACUUCUUAGGCGUGGAACUGAAGUUGUGCUGGUAGCGAACUCACUCCCUGCAUUAAAUGAUGUUACUGCUAUGGAGUUACCUGAUAUUGUUGCUGAAGCUGCCAAGCAUUGUGGAAUUUUGAGAGGAGCUGCAGAAGCAGGUGGGCUUCUUGUGGAUGCAAUGAUUAACAGCCAAGACGAUGAUGAUGAUGAUGGGCGCAAAGGAGAAGGAGGCAGCCGUCCUUUGUCAGUACCUUUAAUGGUUGUUGAGAAUGGAUGUGGGAGUCCAUGUAUAGACUUGAGACAGGUUAGCUCUGAGUUGGCUGCUGCUGCCAAGGAUGCUGAUUUGAUAAUUUUGGAAGGAAUGGGACGAGCUUUGCAUACCAACUUUAAUGCCAAGUUCAAAUGUGAUGCUCUAAAGCUCGCCAUGGUGAAGAAUCAGCGACUAGCAGAGAGGUUGAUCAACGGCAAAAUUUAUGAUUGUGUUUGCAGAUAUGAACCUGCAGCUUAGCUCAGCUUGCUCGUCCUAAUCAAUCUUAGAUUUGGGUGUACUAUAUGUGUUCGUAUGUUGAAAACUAUUCAGACAAUGUGUUAGUUGUGACAUUUAAUUUUUAAUAUAUCUUAUUGAGUCAUGAAUAAAAAUAAGAAUAUAGUGUUAAUUGGGUUGGAUCAGAUUUCAAGGAUAGGUUUGAUCAAUUUGACUCAAAUAGAUUCAUACCUUUAUGAGCCAAAAAUGAAACACACUUGCAUAAGAG
This is a messenger RNA of Cuscuta europaea, 3275 nucleotides long. The record is from the annotation of a GenBank genome assembly. NCBI's taxonomy places the organism in Eukaryota, Viridiplantae, Streptophyta, Magnoliopsida, Solanales, Convolvulaceae.